Molecule: messenger RNA, 5793 nt
Organism: Nothoprocta perdicaria
Lineage: Eukaryota; Metazoa; Chordata; Aves; Tinamiformes; Tinamidae
Gene: SREBF2
Product: sterol regulatory element binding transcription factor 2
Exons: 18
Coding region: 1-3246 (1081 amino acids)
Biological process (GO): positive regulation of transcription by RNA polymerase II; positive regulation of cholesterol storage
Cellular component (GO): nucleus
Molecular function (GO): protein dimerization activity; DNA-binding transcription factor activity, RNA polymerase II-specific; RNA polymerase II cis-regulatory region sequence-specific DNA binding
Source: RefSeq, a predicted model, not a curated record
AUGCUGCAGUUCGUCAGUAACCAGGCCGGCGACUUUCCCGACCUCUUCUCGGAUCCCCUGUGCGGCCCGUUCCAGGGCGGCGGCGGCGCGGGGGCCCUGGAGGCGCCGCUGCAGAGGCCCUACGGCCAGGCGCCGCCGCAGCCCUUCCCGCCGCCCGCCGCCUCGCCGCAGCUGCAGGCCGGCCCCGGGAAGGCGGCGGCGGCGACGGCCCCGGCGCGCGCGGCGCCGCUCCUGCAGCCCCGGCCCCAGCCCCAGCUCCCGCAGCAGGCUGUCGUCAUCGCGCCCACCGCCUUCAGCUCGGCACCCCAGACCAGGAUUAUCCAGCAGCCCGUCAUCUACCAGAACGCGGCCACRAGCUUCCAAGUCCUUCAGCCCCAAGUUCAGAGCCUGGUGACGUCCUCCCAGGUUCAGCCGGUCACCAUCCAGCAGCAAGUGCAGACUGUGCAGGCCCAGAGAGUGCUAACGCAGGCUGCCAAUGGCACCAUCCAGACGUUGGCACCAGCCACGGUUCAGACAGUCGCUGCGCCGCAGGUCCAGCAAGUUCCAGUUCUGGUCCAGCCUCAGAUCAUAAAGACAGACUCCCUUGUGUUGACGACUCUGAAGGCGGAUGGUAGCCCCGUUAUGGCUGCUGUUCAGAACCCAGCGCUCACAGCGCUCACUGCUCCCAUUCAGACCACAGCUCUCCAGACCCUAGUUGGGAGCAACGGGACCAUUUUGACCACGAUGCCAGUGAUGAUGGGACAAGAAAAGGUGCCUAUCAAGCAAGUUCCUGGGGGUGUCAAACAACCAGAGCCACCUAARGAAGGAGAGAGGAGGACAACGCACAACAUCAUUGAAAAGCGUUACCGGUCAUCUAUAAAUGACAAGAUCAUUGAGCUGAAGGACCUCGUCAUGGGGACAGAUGCCAAGAUGCACAAAUCUGGAGUCCUGAGAAAAGCCAUUGAUUACAUUAAAUACCUACAGCAGGCCAACCAUAAACUGAGGCAGGAGAACAUGGUUCUGAAGUUGGCUAACCAGAAAAACAAGCUGUUGAAGGGCAUUGACCUAAGCAGCCUGGUUGACAAUGAUGCAGACCUGAAGAUAGAUGACUUCAACCAGAACGUUCUACUGAUGUCUCCCCCAGCCUCCGACUCGGGAUCCCAGGCUGGCUUUUCUCCCUAUUCCAUUGAUUCAGAGCCAGGAAGUCCUCUGCUUGAUGAUGCAAAGGUUAAAGAUGAACCUGACUCUCCGCCUGUGGCACUUGGUAUGGUAGAUCGCUCUCGAAUCCUUCUGUGUGCUCUCACAUUCCUUUGCCUCUCCUUCAAUCCUCUGACAUCCCUCCUGGACGCCCGAGGAGCCUCYGAGUCCGACAGCCUUGUGCGCCACGGCUCUGGCAGGAACGUGCUGACCAUCGAGUCAGAUGCAGGUGGCUGGUUUGGCUGGAUGAUGCCCACGCUGAUUCUGUGGCUAGUGAAUGGAGUGAUUGUCCUGAGCGUGUUUGUAAAGCUCCUUGUGCAUGGAGAGCCAGUGACGCGGUUGCACUCGAGGUCGUCGGUGACGUUCUGGAGGCACCGCAAGCAAGCCGACCUGGAUCUGGCACGGGGGGAUUUUGCUGCAGCUGCCUCAAACCUGCAGACUUGCCUCUCGGUGCUGGGCCGGGCGCUGCCAGCUUCCCGCCUGGACUUGGCCUGCAGUCUGUCCUGGAACGUGAUCCGCUAYAGCCUGCAGAAGCUGGCGCUGGUGCGCUGGCUGCUGAAGAGGACUUCCCACCAGUGGCGGGCAAGAGAAGCCGCUGCAGGCUUUGAGGAUGAGGCCAAGACCAGUGCUCGGGAUGCAGCUCUGGCAUAUCACAAACUCCAUCAGCUCCACAUAACGGGCAAACUGCCCUCCAGCUCGGCUUACUCAGGGUUGCACAUGGCCCUGUGUGCUGUGAACCUGGCUGAGUGUGCAGAGGAGAAGAUCCCGCCCAGCACGAUGGCAGAAAUCCACCUGACGGCUGCGGUUGGCCUGAAAACCCGCUGUGGGGGCAAGCUGGGCUUCCUGGCGAGUUACUUUUUAAGCCAAGCUCAAAGCCUGUGUAGCUCGGAGCGGAGUGCCAUUCCUGACUCKUUGCGUUGGCUGUGUCACCCACUGGGACAGAAAUUUUUUGUGGAACGGAGCUGGACAGUAAAAUCUGCUGCAAAGGAGAGUCUGUACUGCACCCAAAGGAAUCCUGCGGAUCCCAUUGCACAGGUUCAUCAAGCGUUUUGUGAGAACCUACUGGAGAGAGCUGUGGAUUCGCUUGUGAAACCUCAGACUGGGAAAGCAGUAGUUGGACAAGAGGAGGAGGAACCAUGCGAAUUCUCCGGGGCAAUGGAAUAUCUGAAGUUGCUCAACUCUUUCUUGGACUCAAUGGGAAGUGGGGCUCCACCCUUUGCCAGCAAUUCUGUACUCAAGUCAGCACUGGGCCCGGACGUGGUGUGCAGAUGGUGGUCGGCAGCMGUGGCCAUGGCCAUCGCUUGGCUCAGAGGGGACGACGCGGCUGCGAGGUUGCAUUUCGCCGAAGUGGAGCGCAUGCCGAAGGCCCUGGAGAUGUCCGAGAACGCCCUUGUGAGAGCCACCUUCUACGUGUGCAAAGCCAUGCAGGCCUCGCUGCCCGGCAAGGCGGACGGGCAGCAGAGCGCCCUGGGGCACUGCGAGAGGGCCAGCAGCCACCUCUGGAACAGCCUUAACAUGAGCAGCGGGGUCUCCAGCGCCGUCCUCAGCAGCAUGAUGCAGCUGCUGGCCUGCGACUUGCUGCUCUCCCUCCGCACCAGCCUGUGGCAGAAGCAGGCGAGCAGCAGCCAGGCCUUGGGCGAGACCUACCACGCGUCGGCCUCGGAGCUCACGGGCUUCCAGCGGGACCUGGGCAGCUUGCGCAAGCUGGCGCACGGCUUCCGGCCGGCCUACCGCAAGGUUUUCCUCCACGAGGCCACCGUGCGCCUGAUGGCGGGUGCCAGCCCUACACGCACCCACCAGCUGCUGGAGCACAGCCUGAGGCGGCGCACGGCGCAGAGCAGCAAGCAAGGUGAAGUGGACACGCUGCCAGGCCAGAGGGAGCGAGCCACAGCCAUCCUGCUGGCCUGCCGCCACCUGCCCCUCUCRUUCCUGUCCUCGCCCGGCCAGCAGGCCGUGCUGCUGGCGGAGGCCGCGCGCACGCUCGAGAAGGUCGGGGACAAGCGCUCGUGCAACGACUGCCAGCAGCUCAUCGUCAAGCUGAGCGGCGGCACGGCCCUCGCGGCCUCCUAACGCCCCGGGCCGGGCCCUGCUGCGCGGAGGCGGCCCCGUGAAGCGGCGGCCUGGACUUGCCCUCUUGAGGUUAAAACGACGACAGAAAAAGAGAAAAUCCAAAAAAAAAAAGGAGAGAAAAGAAGAAAAAAAAAGCGGUAGCUAGGUCGGUGCCACUGGGAUCGCUGUGGGGUGGGAGAGGGAGGGAGGGGRUUUUAACUUGUCCCAGGUUUAGCUUUAUCAGCCCGCUGGCUUGCUCUCAGGCACCGCAACAGGAGUCGGCCUGGCCGUCAUCCUGUGGCUCUGUGGGGCUGGGAGAAAGCCCCGCUCCAUGGGGCCCUGCUGGGAUGAGCACCUACAAAGCUAGGGGACAGGAAGGUGGCACACCCUAGUGUGUCCUCAGGGGCAUCACCUUCCCUUCCCAGUGCCCCUGCAGAUAGGAACCUCCCRGGAGGGCAGAGGAUGUGCUCAGGCCUUGUCCUGAAGCAUUCCUGGGGUCCGAGGCCCUUCUCAGCCUGCAGGCUGCCCCCAGAGAGGGAAGGCACCGGUGCUGUGUGCAGCAGGAGGCUUCACCGAAGCCCUCUAGAUCCUGCUUCUACAGAGGUGCUCUGGGGGUAUCACUUGGGGGCCAGUCCUGCCUGGCAGAUUUCUCUACGGUUUUUAUACAGUUUUUUUUAUAGGAAUGUUUGUGGCUUUACACAAGGUAGGGAGCAGUGCAGCAGAUUCCUCUUCCUCUCCACUUCAUGCAUCUCCUUUGUGUGACCAGAGCUGCCUCCUGUCAUUUCGGAUGGGGGCCAAGUUWGGAGCAGUCUACAGGCAGGGUGCAAGUACGGGGCUGUUGGUCUUAAAAAGCCUGUCAGGCUCUGGUCGUUUGGUGCUGGAUGGUGGCAGAGGUGGACGUGCAGAGCCUGCACUUGUAUGAAGGGGGAAGACUUUGUGGUGCCUUUCUGUUGGUGCAGAUUGAAACUUCUUUUUAGAAACUUCUUUUUUUUUUUUUUUCCCUUAUAUUCUGAGCCCCAGAACUUACCAUCAUGUCCUUUUGCCUGUCUUUCCCAAGUGCUUGACAGCUCUCUCUCACACACACAUACAGCAGGCUGACUACCUGCAGGGCCUGGCAGGCACUGACUCAGGGCACAGAUCUCCCCGCUCCGUGACCAGGCUGCUCCCUGGAGAACAGCCUGGAUCCCAGGGUUGAAUCAUGGAACUUUGAAAGGGAGGGAGGAUUGGAGCCAGGGAGGGAAUGCUCUUGCCUUUCCAGUUGUACUUGGCCAAAGAUGUGCAAAGCAGUUGUACUCUCAGACAUGUGAGUAGGGAAACCAGCCUUUGGUGGGUGCACGUUGCCUCUUCUCCCCAUGCAUAACCUGCCUGUGCUCCACGUGGGUAACUAGAAGCCCACAGGUGCUGGCAGCAGCCUGCUCCUUCCCUGUCCUGAGCAGGCAAAUGCAGUGUGAUGCCUCCCUGCAAAUGAGAACUCUGGCUAUUUUUGCAAGAUACUUCUGUAUUUAUCCAGUUUUUACAGAGGGUUAUGAGAGCUUGAGCUGCUUUAAAAAAGCAGAGGGGGAAGAAGAUGGGCUUGGGUCUCCCUUUUGAUGUCUUGGGAGAGUGAUUGCAUGUGCUGCAGUAGUUGAGCACAUGUAGUACUGGGCAUAGAGUUGCCUCAGUUCAAYGAGAUGAAAUGGCCAGGAGAAAUGUGACUCCCAGCAAAGCCUGUUUGCAGCGAACCUGUGCUAUAGCUAGGAACAAAUCAUGAGGACCAGAGUGCUUCUUCUCACUGUUACUUGGGGACUCGCUGGUGGAUUCCCAGCCAAUGAUCACCGGUGGCCUGGGCUUCUCUGGCAGGCGUGGGGGUAGGAAUUGCCUGCUUCCCAGUGCCAGAAGUCCAAGGAAAGAUUUGAGGGAGGAUUGUGAUCUUAUGUAACUUAAAUCAGUGUAUGGGAUGAUCCGGUUCAGGUGACAGCAGCUACUUCUGCUUUGAGGGCAUGUUCCAAGCACAUGAAGUGCUGAUUGGCAUAAGAACAGCUCAUGUUUUUAAGGAGAGCUUUAAUUGUCCGCUACUGAGCUUCUUGGCUAUCAGUGAUCCUCUUUGUGGGGUGACUCAAAUACUACCUUUUUGCUGCUUGGCCUUUAAAGGUGAACAGGGCCCUGGGAGCUGGGCUGUAGGGAGUACCGGCUGGAAAAGGGCUUGGGAGGCUGUUGGGCUGCAACACCGGGAGCUAAUGGCAGGAUCCACUGAGGGUCUUGGCACUGCUGGCAUUUCUCUCCUCUCCAGGGCAAGGGGUCUUUGUCCUGUUCUUCUACACUGUUCAUAAAUUUGCUGUCCAUCUGUCCCUACAGUUUUUUAUAUACGUGUAUAUACUGUAACUUUUUUUGUUUGAGGGUGGGAGGAAAUUGUUUUAUGGAUUAUGUGAAGAAAGUCUAUUUAUCCAAAUGGAAUGAAAGGUAGGAACGCUUUGUGAUAAAAGGUGCAACWGGUGGUGGGAGAGUUCCCAGGGGAACAUAUCUGCCAUCUGAAAACCCUGUUCCAGGGCUCGUGAGCAUGUGUUACCUAAUAAAGGUGACUGUUACCAC